ACGGCCCGGCAGUUGCCUGGUAACGCCCGCUGAAGGAGUCCCGGCGUCUGAAGGUCCCGGAGAAGUGUCACUGGCCCCGAGUGGGACCCCGUAGUCCGUUCUCUCCGCGCCAGCCUGUCCCCGCGGCUUGGCGGGCUAGGGCAGGGAAAUGUUGCAGGAGGAGUCGGAUCUUUCUCUCGUUAUUGCCCAGAUAGUCCAAAAGCUCAAGGGCUCCAAUUUGUACGCUCAGUUGGAACGGCAGGCCUGGGCCAGUCUUCAGAGACCUGAGAUUAAACUUGAAUCACUAAAAGAAGAUAUUAAGGAAUUCUUUAAAAUAUCAGGUUGGGAGAAGAAACUUCAGAAUGCUGUUUAUAGUGAACUGAGUGUGUUUCCUUUACCUAGCCAUCCUGCUGCACCUCCUGAACAUCUCAAAGAACCUUUGGUAUACAUGAGGAAAGCACAGGGAAGUUGGGAAAAAAGAAUUUUGAAGAGUUUAAAUAGUAUGUGCACUGAACUGAGUAUCCCAUUGGCACGAAAGAGGCCAGUUGGAGAACAGAAAGAACUUCUCAAUAAAUGGAAUGAAAUGGGAACUGAUGAACCAGAUUUAAGCCUUUUCAGACCUGUUUAUGCACCCAAGGAUUUUCUGGAGGUGUUAAUUAAUCUUCGCAACCCAAAUUAUGAAAAUGGUGAUUCUCUUAGUUUCAGGACUCAUUUGGGUUUAAUCCAAGUUCCUCUGAAAGUAAAAGACAUCCCUGAAUUGAAAGAAUUCUUUGUAGAAUUGGGCUUAACUACAGGACAGCUGGGUAUAGAUGAUUCUACACAAGUGCCUCCUGAACUUUUUGAAAAUGAGCAUGUACGUAUUGGGCAAAAAGUUCUAGCAGAACAAGAUAGUGCCGCUGCUCAACAGUAUAUCAGACAAGGAAGCCCCACAGCACUGAGAGCGGAAUUAUGGGCUCUCAUUUUGAAUAUUUCCAGUCAACCUGAGGAUAUCUUAUAUUAUGAGCAGCUCAAGACCAAUGUGAUACAACAUGACCUUUUGGUGGAUAGUCUAAUCUAUAAAGAUGUGAAGUUGACAGCAAGCAAUGAUGAUUAUUAUUUUGUAUUUGAAGACUAUUUAUAUCAGGUAUUACUUUGUUUCUCCCGGGAUACAUCUGUGUUGGGUCAUUUUGCGUACAACAGCGCUUCACCACCGAAAUCAUACAUCAGAGGAAAACUAGGACUAGAAGAAUAUGCAGUAUUUUAUCCACCAAAUGGUUGCAUCCUGAAGAAGUUCUGUUACCCCAGCAGAAUUAAGAACAUGGGCUUUGUAACCCAGCCGACCUGGGUUCAGAUCCCAGUCCCGCCAGCUCGCCCUAUGACCUUGAAUCAGGAAACCAGGGGGAAAAUACCUCUGAAGAGCCAGAAGAGGUGUCCACAGAGUCAAAUUCCUGCUCUCUCCAUGCCUAGGAGAGCUUUUACUUAGCACACAUGCCUAACAAGCUUGGUUUACCGGUGUUUAUGCCCCCCUACAAAAGUGGAAGCAUAGAAAGAGGCCGACACAGAUGGGAAAAAUGACUAACAACAGCACAACGGCAAUCAGAGGCUUCACAAAGGAAAAUAGAAGAACUAUAAUAACCAGCACAUAAGAGCGCUCCAGAAAAUCUGCCGGGGACCAUUUUGUGUAAAAGCCAGUCACCUUGUGACUUUUUAAAGAGUUACGGUGCACGUGUAUGUACGUAGUUAUAGUAUGUACUAUAAUGAUUUAAGACUUUUAUUAGGCACUUGAGACACCAAAAAACAAAUGGCCGUAAUAAUAGCCGUGACGGCAGUCAGGGUGGCGGCAGCUAAUGUUUUGCAGGCAGGACUGUGUACCAGGCAGUGUGCUAAUCGCAUUACGUGCGGCAAUCCGCUUGGUCCUUACAAGGCGUAACCUGCCGAGGCAGGGACUAGUGUUAUCCCUAUUUCUAGAUGAAGAAGCUGAGGCACAGAGUGUCCAUUUGCUCCGCCGGUGAGGGGCAAAGCCAGGCUUUCAAUCCGAAGCUCUUUGCCUUCAGUCUUCUUCAUCACCAUGCCCUAUUGCCUCAGAAAAUGUUACCGUGUACAUUAGAGUGGCUUUUGGAAGAAAAGAAAGGGGCUGAUAAGUUGAAAAAGUGGAUGUGUAGAAUAGGUUCUAGAAAGAUUUUCAUUCAGAAUGAAAAUAGUUUAAUACUAAGUGGGGUGACCCCUACAGCCGCUCAUAAACUUCAUUCUUCAGAAUAAUUUUUUCUUUCAGGUAAUUUUAAAACCUUGCCAGAAUCAGAGAGAGCUCUCUUCUCUGGGCAUUGAGUCCAAAGUUGCAGAACAAGAGGAGACAAAGACUAGUCAGUCUGUUUUCCCUUUAUUCUUUCCUCAAGGCAAUACUAAGCAGCACUUGUAUGUUAUCCAUUCCACUGCUGCCCCAAAUAGGAUUACUUUAAAAUCUUAAGGACACCUCCGCCACUGACCUCAUUUGAGGCCUUGUCGGUGGACAGACUUUCUGUAGCAGAUUCACUAAACAACUGGUAGGCAAAAUUUCUGAGCUGAAGAGAGUUUUCAUAGGAAUUAUAUAAGCUUCUCUUGUUUUUACUUUUCGUUCAACUUAUAUAACUUGUUUUCAUUUAUUCAUUUAAUACUUACACAGUCCUGCUCUGGCUCCCUCUUCUAUUCUAGGGUGGGUGAUCUGCAGUAAAAAGUACCUACUAUCAAGAAGCUUACAUUCUAGUGAGGGAGACAACAAGCAAGUAAAUAAAUAACCAAUGAAAAUAAUUUCAGAGAAUGUGAUGUGAACCAUGAAGGGGAACAGAAAUUGAUAGGGAGGUGAAGGAGGGUGUGGCUUUAGGUAAAGGGCUUUGCCUUUAAGUAAACGUAAGACUUUAGGUAAGGUCACCUUUAGGUAAGGUGAUCAGGAAAAGUACUUCUGAGGAGGUAGAAUAUGAACAGAGACCAGAAUAUGCAGAGUGAGCUGUGCAAUGAAGUAGGAGAAGAACAUUCCAGAGGGAAUACAUAGCAUGUUUAAAGGCCUAAGACGGGAACCUGCUUGAUGGUUUGAAAGAACAAGAUGGCCGAUAUGACUGGUGACAGUGAGCAAAACAUAACCUGGUACUAGGUGAGACUGGAGGCUUAGGGACCAGGUCAGAUAGGGAGACAGUUGAUCUAAAGUUUUGUCUAGUAAGUCUAGUGUCUGGGCUUCCUCAGGAAUAGUUUCUGUUAAUCUCUUGUGUUCAUGUGAAUGGGCUAUACUUACCUUUUUUUUUUUUUUUUUUUCUAAUUUUAAUUCCAGUAUAGUUAGCAUACAGUGUCAUGUUAGUUUCAGGGGUACAAUAGUGAUUCAACUUUCCAUAUAUUACUCAGUGCUUGUCAUGGUAAGUGUACUCUUAGUCCCCUUGAGCUAUACUUUCUUAUUUCUUUGCAUGCCUAGUAAAUUUUUUGUUCAUAACUAGAUAUCUUGAAUAUUAUAGUGUGGUAACUCUAGAAAUCAAAUUGUCUCCCCUCCCCAGAAUUUGUUGUUGUUGCUUGUUUAGUGGCUUUUCUAAACUACUUUGUCAAUAUUGUGUUGUUGUUUUUUUGUAUGGAGUGCCCACUGAGGUCUCUGUUCCAUUAGCCUAGUGGCCAACUGGUAAUUUGACAGAGGUUUCCUUAAACAUCAGAAACCAAAAGAAAAAAAAUCUAUCCCAGUCUUUGCAGGUUGGCUGUAUGUUGAGGUACUCCGUCGAGGCUUAGCCAGGCCAUUUAAUUUUUUUUUUUUAAUUUAUUUAUUUGGAGAGAGAGA
Felis catus (domestic cat) is the source of this 3745-nucleotide messenger RNA. It is a transcript of the gene TBC1D19, whose product is annotated as TBC1 domain family member 19. Bases 149 to 1441 code for a protein of 430 amino acids. NCBI's taxonomy places the organism in Eukaryota, Metazoa, Chordata, Mammalia, Carnivora, Felidae. The transcript is spliced from 17 exons. The record is from RefSeq and is a predicted model, not a curated record.